GGAAUUUCAUCUCUUAAUUUCUGGUUUUAAUAUCACUUGUUCCUGGUUCCUGACGGCUGAUAACUAUCACAGCCUCGCGGAGUUGAUAUCCGCAAGGCUGACACUCCCACAGCCUCGCCACCCAACCCCCCCACCUUGUCGUCAACAGACAGACAGCUCCAUCACAAGAUCUCCCAUAGAUCUCCCAUCUAUACAACUCUCACAAUGUCUCAUCACUGCCACGAUGAGCAUGACGGUCAUGGCCAUGACCACUCCCACGGCGACGACGGCGGCCACGACCACAGCGACGACAUCACCCCCGCCAUCCAGCACUCGCUGUACCAACACAUCGACUUCGACGCCAUCACGACGCUGAACGAAGCUGUUUCCGGGUCUGGUGCUGCGGUUGUGAAAAAGACGUGGGCGGAGCGGUUGGAGGAUAGCCCGGAGUUGGAGAGUGACGCUGAUGAGCAGCUUUUGAUGCAUAUUCCAUUCACAGGCCAAAUCAAGCUCUACUCCCUCCUCCUCCGGACCUCCCAAUCCCCCUCCGCCCCCCGCACCCUCAAGCUCUUCGUAAACCGUAACGACGUCGACUUCGACCUCGCCACUCAACUCACCCCCACCCAAACUCUCCACCUCUCCCAGACCUCCGAAGUCCAAGACAUCCCGGUAAAGCGCGCGUUAUUCGGCACGGUGCAGAGUUUGACGCUGUUCUUUGAGGAUAAUUUCGGGGAGGAGGUGAGUAGAGUUGGGUAUGUGGGGUUUAGGGGGGGGUGGAUGAGGUUGGGGGGGGCGCCGGAGGGGGUGUUGUAUGAGGCGGCGGCGAACCCGAGGGAUCAUAAAGUUAAGGGGGCGGAUGCGUUGGGGAUGGGGAGUCGGUUGGGGGGGUGAGGGAGGAAAUGGGGUCCGGAGGGUUUGAGAAGGAAGGGCUAUAUUGAAGAGACGCGGUAUUUGGUGGGCAGGAUGGGAAUCGACGUUGGUGUUGGCAUGGUUCAUAGGAACCGUUGGGAACAGUUGCAGUACUUGUAUUGAGUUACGGGACGCGUCCAAAAAAGCGGCAGGGUCACAGUUGAGUUGUGGAAGCUAUCAUUAUUGGAUUGACCGCGAUUGUUAAGGCAUUUGCAGAAAGAAUGCAAACCCCUUAGCCUACACAGGUCAGGUGCGGGAUGUGUGGGAUGUGCGGGAUAUACAGUUCUGUCAAAUAUUAGAAGCCUUCCCCAUACAUAAACUGCAUAAACCGUCGUCCACUCCAAAGACACCUGCAUAACGUUACUGCACCAUCACACCCCGUACAACGCCACCCCGCGUUAUUCAUCCACCAUCCACAACGUGGAGCCUCCCCUUACUCCUCCCACACUCUCCCAGCCCAACCCCAGUAAUGAUCUCACCCACCCCCAGCCCGACCCAUCAUUAUAAGAAUCCACACAAGCCUCCCA
Pseudogymnoascus destructans is the source of this 1415-nucleotide messenger RNA. RefSeq lists its product as uncharacterized. Lineage: Eukaryota; Fungi; Ascomycota; Leotiomycetes; Thelebolales; Thelebolaceae. The transcript is spliced from 2 exons. The coding region runs from base 205 to 870 and encodes 221 amino acids. Gene Ontology annotation, cellular component: nucleus. The record is from RefSeq and is a predicted model, not a curated record.